CAUCAGUCAUUUUACUGAGCCUCUGAGGAACACACUGACAGGCUGGAUGGAAGAACGGGCAGCGGUGGAUUAUGAUACACCCCUCUGACGAGCUGAAAACAUGGCUGUGUGUAACACUAUCCUGUGGUGUGUCUGGCCUACUUUAAUCUUACUGUGGAUGUGGGAAGCUGGCUGUGACAUUCAAUAUCAAACAGAGGAGGUGGAGAUUUUCCAUUCUGAUAAACAGACCAAACUGGGAUGGAAAUCUGACCCACCCAGACAAUGGAGUGAAAUUCAGCUCAAAGUGGGCACACAGAGUCCAGUGCCUGUGCUCCAAGCUUGUGGAAAAAUCGCGACGAGAACUAUUUUGAGCAAGCGGAUGGAACGGAAAGAUGCCCACCAUCUCCUGAUGGAUAUUUCGUUUGCCCAAGAAGAGGAGCCAUCUGGUCAGCUCGGCCCAUUACAAGUCCAUCUUUUUGACUCAGACAUACCAGUCCCAAGAUUUCAAUAUGGCUGGAACAUGCUGGACCUUCAGACCUCAAGUCCGUUCCCUGUCACAGUCCCUCCAGACCAAAUAUCCCGCCACCUGAACCGCAGCCUGGCUCUGAGCCUCGGCUCUGUCAGCCGCAGAGGCUUUCAGCUCGCCUUCUCCUACUCAGGAACAUGUGUGCUGAUAGCAUCCAUCAGACUGUACUACAGGAAGUGCCCUGACAUUGUGUCUCACCUUACCUCAUUUAAUGGGACAGGGGCCCUGUCAGGUCCCCUGAUGGGUGCCUGUGUGAAGGGAGCUGUGGAGGUUUUUCCACCUAUUAGGGAGUGUACUGUAGAUGGAGUAUGGAGUCCACUGCAGGGGGGAUGUACCUGUAAACCUGGACGUCAAGUUGUGGAUGAAACCUGUGAAGCAUGUAGGAUGGGCUACUACAAACCAGCCAAUGAGAGUGGAGGAUGCCAGCUGUGCCCAUCAAAUACCAGGACACAUGGGGAGGGAUCAGAGAGGUGCGACUGUCUACAAGGUUUAAGCCGCCUGCCAGCCGACCCUGAUGACCUCGGCUGCACCAAGCCGCCCUCUGCUCCUGUGAAUCUAACAGCCCAUCAUCAUAAUGACUCUAUGCUCAUACUGACGUGGGAUCCUCCUCAUGACUGGGGAGGCAGACAGGAAAUGAUGUAUCGCGUCAAGUGUGAGAAGAAGGCAGAGGACGGCAUUCGCUGGGAGGCAUGUGGGGACAAUGUGGUUUUCCUGCCAGACUCAGUGAAGCUGACCAACACAUCAGUCAGCAUCACAGAAGUGAAUCCACAGUGUGACUACAGACUGUCAGUGCAAGCCUGGAAUGAUAUAUCCACACUGCAGGGGGCGCCACCUUCAUCCACUGCCACUGUUACUAUACACAGAUGGAAAGUUCCACCUGUGGUGAUCACUGUGACCCCACCCUUCAACAUCUCAAAGCAUGAAAUACCACCAGCUCCUCAGCACCAGAGUCGCUUUUCCAUAUGGCUGACAAUUGGUAUUUUAUUCGGCAUCCUGUUGCUCAUGGCUCUAAUCCCCAUUGGUCUGUGUGUCCUGCGCAGCAACUACACUAAACUCAGGUCUGACCAGGAAGUAGAGCUAUUGCCGAUGAACGCUGAAUUUUCUUACCGACGUCCACAGGAGGUGGAGGCUGCACUCCAGCCAGCCAACACGGUGGAGGGUGUGGUCCAGUUAUUGGAGGGGCUCAGUGGCAGGCUGUUGGACAGUCUUAAGGAGGUCCUGGUAGAGAGACACCAGCUCACCCUGGGCAAGGAGCUUGGCAAAGGAGAGUUUGGUUCAGUCUAUGAAGGGGUCUUUACACCAGAUGAAGGCGUGGACAUCAAGGUGGCUGUGAAGACCAUGAAAGUUGGAAUCCACAACCAGGAGGACUUACAUGAGUUUCUGAGAGAGGCAGAUAUCAUGAAGAACUUUGAUCAUGAAAAUGUGGUCCGACUACUCGGGGUUACGCUACAGAGAGAGCAGGACUGUCCUCUGCCUGUUCCUCUGGUCAUCUUGCCCUACAUGAAACAUGGAGACCUGCGCCGCUUCCUUAUUGCUACAAGAUAUGGUGAAAUCCCUAUGUUUGUGCCCCAUCAGAGUCUCCUGCACUUCAUGAUUGACAUUGCAACAGGGAUGGACUAUUUGAGCUCACAGGGGUUCCUGCAUAGAGACCUGGCUGCACGCAACUGCAUGCUGGGGGAUGAUCUCAGGGUGUGUGUGGCUGACUUUGGACUGUCAAAGAAAAUCUACAGCAGCAAUUAUUAUCGUCAAAGAGUAGCCAUCCGAGUGCCAAUCAAGUGGAUGGCCAUGGAGAGCCUGUCUGAGUCUGUCUACACUACCAAAAGUGACGUGUGGUCUUUCGGGGUGACCAUGUGGGAGAUUGUGUCCCGAGGGAGGACUCCCUAUCCUGGAGUUCACAACCAUGAACUGCUGGACCUGCUGCUGUCUGGACACAGGCUCAAACCGCCCGAAGAUUGUGACCAAAAACUUUAUGAAGUCAUGCAUAGCUGCUGGGAUAAGGAACCGACCCGCAGGCCUUGCUUCAGGAAACUGGGUGAGACACUGAAAGGUCUUCUGUCGGAGCUGCCGGUGCUGGAGGCCAGCCAGGAGGCCAGCUACAUCAACUAUGGCCUGGAGGUUGCUGCUGCUGCUGCUGCGGCAGCUGCCUCUCAAGAGCCACAGACAGAUUCUGGGGGAAGAUGGGAAAAUGUCUACCUGCCAUCUCCUGUGGGUGCUGCUGCAGCCAGGGAUGAGGAUGUGGAUGUAGAGGAUGGCUACCUAAAGUUUAUUACUGGCUCAGCAGAUAAGGAAGAUGAUAAUCACUGAAGAGGACAGUGUUUUUAUAAGUUACAAAAUGGAAUUCUGUUUCAGUGUGGCUUUCUCAUGAACCGUGAGUUUGAGAGAGACAGAUUUUGCAUGUGUGCAUAGAUCACUCAGGGACAUUUCCAGGCUGGGAGGGGACAGCCAGAGAUGGAACAGGCUCUAAUCAUCUGACUGACCAUAAUUGGGUACCCCCUUACCAAAUAUGGAAGUUUAUAUAGAGAGAGCAACAGAAACUAAAAUUUAUUUUUGCACUUUUUUAAAAUUGUUGUAUAUCUGUAUUGUAUAGCUGUCAAAUAUGGCAUGUCAAAUAUGAAAUAUAUAAAAAAUGAAGAGAUACUAAAUUAAAAUUAUGAGAUUCAAAGUGAAAAUUUUGACCUUUUGUAAAGUGAUAAUGAUAAAAACAUAGUAAAAGUUAUAGGAUAAUUCAAAACUUAUCUCAAAAUUUUGACACAAAGUCAAAAUUUUUACUAUUGCAUAUUUAAGACUUAGUAUCUAAUAACUACAAUGUUAAUUUUGAUGUAUUACUUUAUAAUUUUGACCUACCGCUGUUACUACUUUGUCAUUCUGAGCAUUUAUUUUGUUUGUUUUUUCUUUUUCUGGAGGAAACGGUCUUCUAGAAAUUUGAAUGGAACCAUAGCCUCAGUGGCGCCCCCUGAAACUUUUCAUACAGGUGGUACGGAAUAGCGUACUGAUAUAAUUUGUUUUUUUUAUUACACAGUUAAUGUUACUAAUUAUCUGAUGUGCAUAGACUAAUACUGGUACAGUUAACAUUUUGAGUUGCACAACAAUCCUGUUUUAAUGUUUAUGUAUUUAUACGUGUUAGGCCGGUGGUUCCCAAUCGGUGGGUUGUGGUCCAAAAGUGAGUUACUGGUCCAUUCUGAAUGGACUGCAAAUGACUCACAAAUGUGUCAAGUUUGUAAAAAACACACUUUAUUUUGAAGUACAGUAAAUUUUCUGGCACAGAACUUUUAUUUUGAAGUGCGGUUUCCUGCUGUAGCGUGAGUGACUAAUUGACAGCUACUUAACAGAGACAGCAAACUAGCUCGAUGACAUGGU
This is a messenger RNA of Epinephelus lanceolatus (giant grouper), 3862 nucleotides long. RefSeq names its product tyrosine-protein kinase receptor TYRO3. Gene Ontology annotation, cellular component: signaling receptor complex; plasma membrane. Gene Ontology annotation, biological process: nervous system development; positive regulation of kinase activity; protein phosphorylation. NCBI's taxonomy places the organism in Eukaryota, Metazoa, Chordata, Actinopteri, Perciformes, Serranidae. The record is from RefSeq and is a predicted model, not a curated record. Gene Ontology annotation, molecular function: ATP binding; protein binding; ephrin receptor activity.